CCGGACCCGGAUAUUAGUCUCCCCCCUCCCAAGUCGGCACUUAGACGGCAAUGUCAUCGCACAGGUUAAGCUCCCGCUACAUCAACCCACGGUAUCUGGAUUGCGUCGACUGCUGUCACACGCCUGUAGUUUCACGGCCAUCUCUUGAUCCUCGUAUGCCAAACCAGCUGUCAUAUUGAUAUCCCGGGCCACUUCCCACGAUGGUGUCGUUCACUGGGUCCAAGGCCUGUAUUGUUGCUGCGGCAAUACAAGUCGCUCUGGGGCAUCCUCUUGCGCGUCAGGCCUCUGACUGCAUCCGUUCAGUGCUGGCCGAGGCAGCUGAUGCCUACCUCGCUGCACAGACAGUGGGCAACAUCAACCCCCUGCAAGGGAUGCUUGCCGACGAGUGGGCGUACGAGGAGAACAACAAGAAGGCGGACGCCAGGAAGGGCGUGUUGAGCAAGGCACUCAAGAUCGACCACUACCGGACCAAUUUCGACCUUGUCGCAUGCGCAACAUACACCGAGCUCAUCGCCGCUGACCGGGCUAACCCCUAUGUAAUCGGGACUCAGCUUCGGCACGGCAAAGAUGGCAAGGUAACCCUCAUCGACACAAUCGCAUCGACGACGAAUUCGUGGCUCUUCGACGCCAAGAAGACGCUGGAGUACGUUCUGCAGGAGAACUGGGACCCGAUUCCCGAGAGCAAGCGAGACAGCCGGGAUGUGAUCAAGGCUGCCGGCGAUGCCUAUUUGGAUAUGUGGAGCAACGCAGCAGCUGCCAAUGCUGUCCCUUGGGGGACGCCUUGUGCCCGUUUGGAGGGUUCGGCGUAUACAGGAAAGGGGAGGCCUGACGACUCGUGCAAGGCUGGCAUCCCGUCGAACCAUAGCCAGGCGCCAAACACCCGCCGCCGUUAUGUCAUUGACGAGUCAAUGGGCUCGGUCAGUAUUUUCUGCGUCUGGGAGCACAUGAUGAUGGCCGCCGACAGUCAUGAGUUCCGGUUGGAGGGCGGCAAGCUUCGCUAUGUGCACACAAUGACAGUGUGUGGAGGCCAGCAAUGUAGACUGUGAGGGUUAUCCAGACAGCCUAGAAACAGCCGUAGUUCGAUUUCGCCAGGGAUGGCUCGGAAUGUGGUGGUGCGAAGGAAGGGCCAACAGAACGCGCGCAAGUGUUCUAGACAUCAUCAGGACAGAGCGCAGAUUGGUGGCGCUUACGAGAGGGAGGCUUACUAUUGCCACGUAGUAGAAAGGCUAGCACCUUAAGAGAGGGUCGUCUCACUUCCAUACCGCGCUUACGGUGUCGUAGAAAACAGUAACUACUAGAACUUUGUUCCGCAAAAGGGUCCGUAUCGGGUUUUGCCACGGG
This is a messenger RNA of Chaetomium strumarium, 1341 nucleotides long. RefSeq lists its product as uncharacterized. The transcript has a single exon. Lineage: Eukaryota; Fungi; Ascomycota; Sordariomycetes; Sordariales; Chaetomiaceae. The record is from RefSeq and is a predicted model, not a curated record. The coding region runs from base 201 to 1046 and encodes 281 amino acids.